AUGACAUCUACUAAUAAAUCAAUUUCCCACCUACCGAUUUUGCAUAAUCCAUUCCUUAAUUGUCUUUUUAACAAUCCACAAUACUUCAAAUCGCCACUCAAAGGUGUCGUGGAUGAAUUGCAAUCCAAUCACACAAACUUUACCAUAUUAGUACCUCCAGCCCAUGUAUUAAAUGAAUAUUAUGACCCAACCACAGAAAGCUCAAAUUCAAAGACACUUUUAAAGGAACUAUGUUAUAACAAUGAAGAUUUCAUUAGAUCACAUAUCAUAAAUACAGCAUCACCCGUUUCUUCCACUAUUACUCCUAUUUCAAAGGAGCAACUGGUUAUUUAUAACACUUUGAACAAUAAACAAAUUCUUAUUAAAAAUAGAAUCAUAUACACUGGCAAAGGAUUUAGGCGAAGCUUGAAAUUGAAAACUUUAUCGAUACAAUACUUUAGUUCCUUCUGCGACUAUUUCCCCAAGAGAAGCAAGUUUAUGAUCAUCUAUAUCGAAAGUACUUUGUUUGGAGGCAUUCCACCAAGAAAGAUGUUACCUCCGCUUCCAGAAGUAAGAGAAACAAAUAAAACCGACAAGGACAUUGAUUCAGUAACAUUUGAAAAAUUAUUGAGAAGUUUCCCAUUGUUGUCUAAAGCUGUAAGUGACAAGUUUUAUCGAUUAUUUCACCAUAACAAUUAUCAAUUUCGGGUGCUAAGGUACAAGAAUCGUAAGAAAUUGUCUCAUAUUAAACUUGAAUUUCAGAAAAUAUUGCAGGAAGCCUUUAGUAUUAUACUGGACAGUGUCAAUGUGGAUAACCCAAACAGCGAACAAACCUAUAAUUUAAUAAAUCAUAUAAUCAGCAUGUACCCAGGGAUAGAUUUAAAUAAAUUGGUGCAUGAAUAUGUUGAACUCAACUUGUAUGAUGUACUAUGGUCACAAUUGAUUUUCCAGUUUAAUUGCCCCAAUGAUGAUAAAGAAGCUUACGAUCCAGAAGCGAUUCUUAUUCUCACCAAGGAAAAAUAUGAAAAAUUAUCGUGUUUGUCCUUAAAUCAAUUGGAUAUUCCUGUAAAUAAGCCGUGGCUUAUGAAUGAAUUACAUGAACGUAUUUCCUUAGGUGUCCAAGAGUUUGAGAAGUUGGCAGAUUCAUCUAUCAUGAACCUGGCCGCCAAAACUCAAGUUGUUUACAGCACAUUUCGAAUACUUACACAGAGGAAAAAUGGUAACAUCGAUCCAGUAAUAAAUGCAGACACUUUGAUUGGACUUUUGAUAAUGGUUAUGGUACAUUCCAAAAUUGAAAAUAUUGAAGCCCACAUUUACUACAUUAAGCAUUUCAAUUCCAUUGAUAAUACUAACGAUGGCCAGUUCAACUAUAUCAUGAGUAAUUUGGAUGCAGUAUUAUUUCAUUUUUCGAAAAAGGAAUCUGGGUAUUUAGAUUUGAUUGAGAAUUCUAAAAAAAACUAUGAGAUAUGGAAUGCCAUUAAAAAUAAUGAUUUGGAGAAAGUAGAAUCAAUUAUAGAAUUGGUUAAUAAUGAGUAUCCAGAAACUGAAUUACCUGAGAAUCAUUUUCUUAAAAGCAAAAAUAUCAAUGGUGAAAGUUGUUUAAUGUUUGCAAUAAAGACAAAGAGAUAUGAAAUCUAUGAUUGUUUGAUUAAUCUGAAUCCCAACUGGAUACCCAUAGAUAGUAUUCUAUUUGAAAAAAAUGUUAUGACCAACCAAAACUUGUUGAUGUGUGCAUUAAUAGAAGAAACUGACUACAAGAUUAUUGAUGAUUUAGUCGACAUUAUUUUGAAUAAUGCUACAUUGGAAGAACAAACAAUGUACUUCAAUAUGACUGACAUUUCCGGAAGAAGUGUUGGCCAUUAUUUGUUUCACAACUACAAGCUUAUAUCAAAAAUUGGCCAUUUGAUUGAUUGGGAAAAAAAGGACAAUAACUCACAUACACCUUUGUUUAGCCUUUGUAGAUGUUACGACCAUCCUGAGUACGUUGAAUUAAUUAGAGCUGGGUUUAAUUGUGUCUACAAAAAAUAUGGUGAAACAGGUGUUGACUAUGACAAACAUGUUGAUAAAUCAGGAAACACGCUAUUGCAUGUUCUUCUCAAGGGUAUUCCAGAAUCAAAAAUGUUAUCAAACUCAAAUAACUUGGUGAAUGUGAAUCAGCUCAACCAGCGUUGCCUAUCUCCUUUAAUGGUAUAUGUAAAGUACAACAGAUUAGAAAACUUGAAAGAAAUAUUACACGAUUCCCGACUCGAUUUUUUAGGAGAAGAUUUCAAGAAUUAUUAUAAUGUUUUUGAUUAUUUGAGUUUUCUGGCAUUGAAAUCUACGAAAUCUGAAAACUUCCAGAAUAUUGAGAAUGCUGUUUUUAAUUAUUAUUUACAGAACUAUUUCCCACGUCAUGCUACAGAGAAUGUAGCAGCAUUGAAUGCCAAAUAUGAUGGUGGUAAAAAAGAUUGGUUAAUAUUUUUUAAAAACGGCGAUGGGUUUUGCAAUUACAAAUCAUUACGGAAUAUAAAACAGAUACUAUAUUUAAUCAAAUUGAAGCAACCACUAUCAACCUUCCCCAGUGAGGAAUCAUUCUGGAAGAACUAUGGGUUUGGCAUCUCAACUUCACCAAUGUUCCAUAAAGUUAGGAUCAAUAGAUUGAUUGAUGAUUUUAAUUUAUUGUUUGAAGGUUUGACUUUUCAAGAGUCGAUUAAUCAAUCUGAAUUUUUCAAAACUUUUCUCACUGAAUAUACUAAAGAAACCCUGAUAUUUGAACUGAAACAGAGAAUCGGUGAACAGCUUGAUUUUGACAAACAGUCCUUGGGAGAGGUAACUUACAAGCUAAACCAAAUCCAAGAAAUAGAAUAUUUUUUGGAAUAUUCUUUGAACAAUUUCCAAAAGUAUGCAUAUUUGUUUGCCAGGCUUGCAAAACUUGUAUGUAUUGGUGACAGCAAGCAGGUGGAUUGUAGGAAUGUGUUAGAUACAAUUAUGUAUCGAUUCAACAAAACCACAGUUUUUGAUGAUAUAUUUACUUAUUCAGAAGUAAAUAAUCAAGCAGGAACUUUGGGUGUGGCCCGAGAAUAUUUUUAUUGGAUCCAAAUGCAUGGUGACGAGUUGCUACAUAGCAUUCAAAAACUUGUUUCUGACAUUAAUUCAUGGAAACAAAUGUACUAUUCGAUUUGUCAUAUAAACCUGGAGUUAAAGCUAAUGGAACCCCACAAUACAGUAUCGCAAGAACUGCAAGAUAAUUCCAAUGGCCAAGAACUUCUCUCUAGACGCGAUAGCUCAUUAUCUAUUAAUCCUAUCCCUGAAGAAGAGCUUGAAGACGACAAUUUGGGUUUUUUGUCAAACUUUGUUGGAACAAGUAAAAAGGCAAGGUAUAAGAAACUAGUAGUAGAAAAAUCAGAAAUUGUCAAAAAUAUAAUGAAGCUAAAUUUGGAAAUCAAAUGGUCACAUGAAUUAAUUGCUGCAGAGAUAUCUGAUUUCUUAAAGUUUAGAACUGAAUUUUUAAGAUUCGGUAUAAAGAGAUAUAUUUCUGAAGAAAUUAAACUGUUGAAACAACGCAGCACUGAAUUAUCAAAGUAUGUAUUUUUAGUCCGAAAAGACAAAUAG
Candida albicans SC5314 is the source of this 3570-nucleotide messenger RNA. RefSeq lists its product as uncharacterized. Gene Ontology annotation, molecular function: SNARE binding; guanyl-nucleotide exchange factor activity. The transcript has a single exon. Gene Ontology annotation, biological process: early endosome to late endosome transport. The coding region runs from base 1 to 3570 and encodes 1189 amino acids. Gene Ontology annotation, cellular component: tubular endosome; early endosome; plasma membrane. NCBI's taxonomy places the organism in Eukaryota, Fungi, Ascomycota, Pichiomycetes, Serinales, Debaryomycetaceae. The record is from RefSeq and is a predicted model, not a curated record.